UAUCGAUAUCAAAUAGCUAGACUAAUUGGAAGCAUUAUAUGAUUACCCUUGGCUUUUAAAAGUUUGAUACGGUGCUUAGAUCAAUGAUGGCUGGAACUAAAAUAUUUGCAAACAAUAUAUUUAAUAAUUAUCGGAUUAUAUGGACAAAAGACAAUCUAAGAAGAUUAUCAUGCAGCCUUAGUGUGAAUGACAAUUCUCUAGACGAUAUUGAGAAGAACAUUUUGCUAAGAAAACAUACAAACAAUGUACCGGCUAUAAAAUCUCUUCUGAAAGAUCUGCAAAAAAGUCCGAAUGAUGUCGAUAUAAAACGUCAGAUUGAAUUGGAACUUGGAAAGCUUCCCAAUUGUACACAUUCUCGAUUGGUUGAUUAUGGUGAAAAAGGACGUGAAGUAUAUAACAAUAACUUAACCCCUACCGAAGCUGAACCUUUUUCUGACGUAUGUAAGUAUUUAAAUGUUUUAAGAAUGGAGCAUUUGGGGCAUUUCGCCGGCCAUAAAAGCUAUUACCUAAUGGGUGAUCUUGCGCGUUUAGAGCAGUCUUUAGUACGAUAUACUAUGUCAUAUUUAAAGAAGAACGGUUUCAAAGUUAUAUCUGUCCCCGAUAUCUUACCAAGUAGCAUUAUAAAUGGGUGUGGAAUGCAAACGGAAGGGAACCGAACUCAAGUUUAUAAAAUUGACUCUGGGGAAUGUUUGUCUGGAACGUCCGAAAUGGCACUAGCUGGUUUAUUUUUUGAUCAAGUUAUUGAAGAACAAUGUUUACCACUAAAAGUUGCUGCUGUGAGUAGGUGUUACCGCGCAGAAACAUCGGGAUUAAAUGAGGAAAAAGGGAUUUACAGGGUACAUCAAUUCACCAAAGUCGAAAUGUUUACAGUAUGUUCGGAAAACCAAUCGGAAGCAGUGUUGGAAAGUUUCAGGGAUACUGAAAUGCGAUUAUUCAAACAAUUAAAUUUAAAAUUUCGUGUACUUGAUAUGCCACCAUGCGAAUUGGGAGCAUCAGCCUUCCAAAAAUACGAUAUUGAAGCUUGGAUGGCCGGGCGGCAAAUGUGGGGAGAAAUAUCCAGCUGCAGUAACUGUACAGACUAUCAAGCAAAACGGCUUAAUAUAAAGUAUGUGACGAAGGACGGAACAUUAAAAUAUGCGCACACAGUUAAUGGAACUGCUGCUGCUAUACCAAGACUACUAAUCGCACUGAUUGAGUCAAAUGAGAUUGAAAACGGGACAGUAUGCAUACCUGAAGAGCUUCAAAAUAUUUUGAAUAAUAAGUUGUUGACCCGCAAUAAAGUAGUGCCAUCCUUAAAACUUAUAAAGCAUUUUUAAAGUAGACAUUCGAUAUUGUAAAACUAACGAAAAAAUGUGUAUAUGUAAUAAAGAUAUUUGUUAUAAUUUAUUUGUUUUGUUAAUAAAAUUUAAUAUUAUCUCAAGA
Messenger RNA from Zeugodacus cucurbitae (melon fly), 1422 nucleotides. RefSeq names its product serine--tRNA ligase, mitochondrial (gene SerRS-m). Gene Ontology annotation, molecular function: ATP binding; tRNA binding; serine-tRNA ligase activity. The transcript has 3 exons. Gene Ontology annotation, cellular component: mitochondrion. Bases 84 to 1316 code for a protein of 410 amino acids. The record is from RefSeq and is a predicted model, not a curated record. Lineage: Eukaryota; Metazoa; Arthropoda; Insecta; Diptera; Tephritidae. Gene Ontology annotation, biological process: mitochondrial seryl-tRNA aminoacylation.